AUGUCGCCCUCUGAGCCUUCUUCCUCUCCGGGCCCCCAGAUGAAGGACGGCCCGGCUGUCCAACAUGCUGAGACCGCUUUAUCCGAUCUCCCAAUACAAACACAGGAAGACUCUUCGAAGCCAGACGGCAGCUUGAUAGACGCUAUGACAUCGGAUACCGCGGAAGGGGAGGCUCUCUCCCAUGUACCCUCAACUACCGACGCAAUAAACUCGCAAAACUCUACCCAACCUCAAACAUCAGCUGAGCUACAACCACUUGCGGGGCACAUGGAGAGGCUGUCACUCUCCGGAAAUACACCAUCAGAAACACCGUCAAAUGCAAAUACCCCUCCACCUCCUACUCCUCCCGAGAAAGACAACGUCUUCGCAAACACAACUCCCACCCCUGCGCCAGCGCUCCCGCCUAUUGACACCAGCACGAACCCCAUUUCCGAGAAAGAGCUUCCAGAAGUGCCGAGUGAUAGUGACCCGGAGCUGAAACAAAAUCGACAAGCCGAAGGCGGGCGAGAGGAUAAUGACUCGCAACCGGAAAUCCAAAAUAUCAUGGGACAGUUCCAGGACCCCGCGCGGAGCACCGACCAAAAGGAGAUCAUGUCACCACGACUCGAGCUUGCCGAACAGUUUCGCGGAGGGCCGGCUUACUUCCCACCUCGAAAAUCAAGUCUGGACCACCCGGCAUCCACUGAGCCUGCGACUGCUCCAGUCCCCGUGGCUGCGGGGGAUCAGCCUGGACCCGUCCCCCACCAGCCCGAUUCCCCAGUAUCAAACCGGCGAUCAUCUACGUCAACAGUCCCACCUCUCCCAGAGCCGGAGUCAGAACAACCCUUUGAUUUCCAUCGGUUCCUAGAACAACUGCGUCACCGUACUGCCGACCCCGUGGCCAAGUUCCUACGCUCAUUUCUCAUGGAGUUUGGGAAAAAGCAAUGGAUGGUCCACGAGCAAGUGAAGAUCAUUAGUGAUUUCUUGACAUUUAUAACGAAUAAAAUGGCCAUGUGCGAGAUCUGGCGGAAUGUAUCGGACAGCGAGUUCGACAAUGCCAAAGAAGGCAUGGAGAAACUUGUGAUGAAUCGCCUAUACUCCCAGACCUUCGCACCGGCGAUACCAGCUCCACCAACGAUACCCCGAAGUGCCAGUCGGAGCCGACGGAGAGAGCUUGAGAGGCUUCACGGGCCAUGGCGCCGCGGCCAACACCAAGAAGAUAUUGAACGAGAUGACAUUUUAGCGCAAAAGAUUCGUAUUUACAGCUGGAUCAAUGAGGGUCACCUUGAUAUUCCACCUGUGAGCGGCGGUGGACGUCGUUUCUUGAAUCUUGCACAACAAGAGAUUUCAAAGAUCAAUGGCUACCGGGCUCCCCGGGAUAAGGUCAUUUGCAUUCUGAAUUGCUGCAAGGUCAUUUUUGGUCUGCUGAAGAACACCAAAAAGGCUGACACUUCCGCCGACUCUUUCAUCCCCCUCUUGAUUUAUGUAGUGCUUCAUGCCAACCCGGAUCAUCUGGUCUCUAACAUCCAGUAUAUUCUUCGAUUCCGCAACCAGGACAAACUUUGCGGAGAAGCAGGGUACUACAUAUCAUCCUUGUCCGGAGCGAUCUCAUUUAUCGAGUCCUUAGACCGAACCAGUCUGACCGUCAGCGAUGAGGAAUUCGAACGCAAUGUCGAAGCUGCUGUAUCUGCCAUCGCCGAGCAAAACCGCGAAUGCGAAACAUUUGAAGAAACCCCCUCCACCCAACCCCCCACAUCCCAUCCACAGGCCGGACCCAGUCGCCAACAAGUCUCACAGUCCAGCGAUGAAGAAAGCUCCGCCCCCGUCGCAGGACUGCUGCGCACCAUUCAAAAACCACUAUCUACCAUCGGCCGUAUCUUCUCCGACGAGCCAGACUCGGGUUCCCCUGCCUCCCCAGACCGCCUGCACCCCGUUGCAACGCCCCAACCCGGCGUCGCCCCUCGCCUUUCUCCCAACGUCUACCAGCCUCCACGCGCAAGUAGUGAGGAGGGUCGGCGCUCGGAAGACGAGCGCUCUCACUCUGCCCAUCGUGGUGAUACUUCAGCGAAGAAGAAGCUCACCCGUGUCCUCGAUGCCCAAGACGCCGCCGCACGGCAAGCCAGUGCUGAAGACGCCGAGGCGCGCCGUAUUCAGCGUUCUGAACACAAGAACGUUGUUGAGACGUUGUCGAAUAUGUUCCCCAACCUUGACCGGGACUUGAUCGACGACGUCGUCAAGAUAAAAGAGGGAAGCUCCGCGCCAAAACUUCUCCCUCGGCUCCCCCGCAAAACCGCGGUCUCUCUGGGACAUUUGUCUCGAUUAAAUUCCGGAAUCUUUUAUGAAACCCUAAUCUUCUUCAACACCAAAACCAAAAUGUCUCCAUUUCGCAUAGUCGAUCAUGUCGUACCAAGCCAGCACAUAAGGGAGUACCCUGGGGCGACGGCCAAUGAACAAGAAGAACCACUGCAGCUGGCCGUGAAGCAGUACAUUCCACUUGAUAAUCCCAAUCCGCAACCAGGCGACGUGACUAUCCUCGCCGCGCAUGCAAAUGGCUUCCCCAAGGAACUAUAUGAGCCUCUCUGGGAAGAAAUCCACGCUCGAUCUAAACAGAAUGGAUUCCGCAUUCGAAGUAUCUGGAUGUCCGAUGUGGCCCAGGAAGGCCAGAGCAGUGUGAUCAAUGAAGACUCCCUUGGCAACGACCCAAGCUGGUUUGAUCAUCCUCGCGACCUUCUUCACCUGGUCAAUGUGAAACGGGCUGAAAUGCCCCGGCCCAUAGUUGGCAUUGGACAUAGCAUGGGAGGCGCUCAUCUCACUCAACUAUGUCUGAUGCACCCAAGACUCAUCCACACAUUGAUCCUGCUAGACCCCGUCAUCCAACGCCAAACCACCCAACUAGACGGCCUCAGCAUGGAACAAAACAUGCGCAGGAUCGCCAAAACAACCCAACUCUCAACCUACAGACGCGACAUCUGGCCCUCCCGCCAAGCAGCCGCAGAAGGCUUCCAGCGAAGCCCCUUCUACCAAGCCUGGGAUCCAAGAGUCCUCUCCCGCUGGGUCGAGCACGGUCUCCGCGAUCUCCCAACAGCCAUCCACAAACUGGAUCCAAAGACUCCAAUCAACCCCUCAAACCCCCCAGUAACUCUCCGCACCCCCCUCCACCAAGAAGUAUUCACCUUCUCGCGCCCAAACUACAACCACAUCCCGGGCAGCGGAAAGCCCGUCAAUCGCGUCACCCACCCAGACCUGGAUGCAGACCACCCACACAGCCACCCAUUCUACCGACCCGAGCCAGCGCGUAUCUUCUCCCAGCUCCCCUUCCUCCGCCCAAGCGUGCUGUACAUCUUCGCUGGGAAGUCAGACAUGUGUAUCCCCGCUAUGCGCGCAGACAAGCUAGCCAACACUGGCGUUGGACUGGGUGGUAGUGGUGGUGUUGCGGCUGGACGUGUGCGAGACGUAUUCCUCGAAGAGAAGGGACAUUUACUUGCCCAGGAAGCUGUGGAUGAGUGUGCUGAUGCGGCUGCUUCGUGGCUUGCGCCUGAGAUUCGACGCUGGAAGGAUGAAGAGGAGAGCUUCCGAUCUGGUUGGAGUAAGAAGUCGAAGAUUGAGAAGCAGACUAUUGAUGCGGAGUGGUUGAAGAAUGUCCCGGCUCCAGCGCGGAGGCCUAAGGCGCAGAGUGGUGGCUCGAAGCUGUGA
Molecule: messenger RNA, 3672 nt
Organism: Penicillium salamii
Lineage: Eukaryota; Fungi; Ascomycota; Eurotiomycetes; Eurotiales; Aspergillaceae
Source: the annotation of a GenBank genome assembly